CAUUGUUCAGUAAAGGUUACUGCUAUGAUGGUAUAGGAAUGUGCGUUGGAGAUACAAUAUUGCGCUAUGUUUUGUUUUGAAUUUUGUGUUUGUGUGCGGAAAAAAUGCGUGUCAAGGAAUCAUUUUUACUUGUUCCUCUGCACUGUUUACUGAAGGUCUGCGAUUUUGUGCAAUAGCAGUCAUGUUUAAUUUCACGAAAGAGAAGUGGCCCUCCAUAAGUGGAGUACAAGAUGCGAAGAGUUCCCUGUUUCUGAAAGCAGACAUGAAAUCUUCAGCUGAUGAAACACUUCAGAACUUAGCAGAUUCAUAUGGCAUCAAAGAGGAGUUUGGUUGUUUGUCAACUAGCGGCCUUACGAGGCUUCAGUCCACUGAUGCUCCAAAGAAAGAAAAGGAAGCAGUACAACCGCAGCAGCAGGAUCAGUUGCAGCCAUUAUGCCAUAAGCAAAACCAAACUGAUAAUGAGCAGAAGGAAAGCAGCUUUGCUCAUUCUAGAGAAAGCAGGUCAGUGUCUAACUCAGGAAGAGAAGGUAGCAGUGACCGAACACAGAAGUUUCCAUACAAUGCUCAAGACAUGAGAAGUAUAAUGAGUGAACCAUAUACAUAUUUCUACUCUGGAACACCAACUAUGGUUCCGCCAUACAUGCAAUAUAAGGAGGAAUAUGAUAGGAUAAUAGAGAGGACGUUAUCUAGUGGAAUUUUUUCUCAGUCUCACAGUGCAGUGAGUAAGGAACCUUUCAAUAAUCCAAGUGUAGUGAAUAAAGUGACACCUGCAAAACUGAGUUCAGAUGCUCGUGCAUUGGCAGCCAAAAGGAUUCACCCUUGCAAUGUGUGUGGGAAGUCCUUCACAAAAGUGUACAGCUUGACUACCCAUCAGAGAAUCCACACUGGUGAGAGGCCAUACUCUUGUCCAGAGUGUGGCAAGGCCUUCACAGAAGGUAGCAAACUGACUAAACACAGGCGCAUCCAUUCUGGAGACUGGCCUUAUACUUGCCCACAGUGUGGCAAAGGAUUCUCAGAUUCCUACAACCUCGCUCGUCACCAUCGCAGUCACACAGGAGAGCGGCCUUACAGCUGCCCGCAGUGCGGCAAGGGCUUCUCCGACUCGUGCAACCUCGUCCGGCACCAUCGCGGUCAUACGGGCGAGCGCCCUUUCAGGUGUGAAGAGUGUGGUAAGGCUUUCUCCCGAACUUCGCAGUUGACAGAGCACCGCCGCAUCCAUACUGGUGAGAGGCCCUACCAGUGUCAGCAAUGUGGAAAGUGCUUCUCACAGUCAGGAAAACUUACUAAGCAUAAGCGGGCUCACAGCAGUGGAGUAGGAAGUGGAGGCAGUGGUGACAGACCUUCAAGCGCUAUCAGUUGUGAGCCUGUGAAUGCGCUAAGCAAGCCAAAACUGAGCACUUCACAACACCCAGUCCCACCCAUCACUGGCGAGAGGCCUUUUCCUUGUCACCAAUGUGGGCUGACAUUUGCGCGUCCUGACUUUCUAAGGCAUGUUACGUCCUAUCAUUUGGGUCUUCAGCAGACAUAACACAAAUGACAUGUAAUAACAGAGGAUUAUGCUAACAAGAAUUUUAAGUAUGAACCAAAGAACUUUGUGCAGUAACGACCUUUAUGAAUGCAAAUGGAUGACACUCAAAACAACAUAGUGAACCAAUUCACAAAGAUUCAAGUGCACUUUAAGUUCUUGCCAUUGUCUCAUUGUAUAACUGUUAUCAUAACACAGUGUGCUUAAUUUGGCAUUUAGCAAAUAAUUAUGUGUGUAACUACUAAAGAAGAAAUGUUUAUUGUCUGUGUGUACCAUUGUGUAGCAACUCCACUGCAUAACAAGUAAUUAUCUUCACUCAAGAUUUCUGAGGUUUCAUAUGUAAAUAACCCCCUUUCACCCCAGUACACUUUGAAUUGUUGUGCUCUUUACGUUUACAGUAUUAGGUGUUGAAACUUUGUGAAAUAUUUAAGAAAUGUGAUGUUAGAGAAGUAAUGUGAUCUGAUUCAUAAUGGAUUAGAAAAAAAGAUCUUAGUUUAUGAUAUUGUGUCUACGAAUUCAUAGACUUUUUCCCAUCAUUUUACAAUAUAUAUUGACACAAGAUUAGCAGAGUGCCUUCACUUUUGGAAUCUCUGCAGUAGUUACCAUGUUGCUUGGUAGAUAAUUAUUUAUAACAACUUGUUAUUAUGGAAUGGACAUUUUUUGUGUGUUCCAUCUUUGCAGGCACCUUUUGUUUAAUUUUGUGUUACCGCCAUUUGUAGUGUCAGUCUACAUUAUACCAUUUUAAACUUGCUAUUUAUUUGUUUAUAUUUUAACACAAAAAGUAGAGACCUAUCUACAGCCAAACUGCAAACCAAAUAAUAUGUAGAGCUGCAUUUGUGUCAGUUACUUCACUCCAUACUUCAAAACAGGAUAGCUGCAGCCAAAAUGACUUAUUACACUUGAAUCUUGUGAAAUUGGUCAUGUCAUGGAUUUGCCUACAGUGUUUGGAGUGUAAGUUUGUAUGGAAUUGUGUGAAAUUUGUAAUUUUUAUAAGCCUCACAUUAAAAUAAUACUGUUGCAUGUCUAAUGCAGUUUUGUUACUUUUGUAUUUUAUAUCAAAUGGUGGGAAAAAUGGACAAAUCCACCACAAAUCUUGUGUUAUUGUUUUUUAUUACUGUUUUCUCAUUACUUACAUGAAGUGUGGUCAUUCAGGAAUUAAUUGAAUGAUUUGUUCCUUGAGGUGUUAAAUGUUGUGAAAUUUGUAAUUUUUUAUGUGUGUAGUUCAGUUUGUAAGUAAA
Messenger RNA from Schistocerca serialis cubense, 2763 nucleotides. RefSeq names its product zinc finger protein 184-like. The record is from RefSeq and is a predicted model, not a curated record. Gene Ontology annotation, molecular function: DNA-binding transcription factor activity; RNA polymerase II cis-regulatory region sequence-specific DNA binding. The coding region runs from base 182 to 1528 and encodes 448 amino acids. The transcript has 8 exons. NCBI's taxonomy places the organism in Eukaryota, Metazoa, Arthropoda, Insecta, Orthoptera, Acrididae. Gene Ontology annotation, biological process: regulation of cytokine production; negative regulation of transcription by RNA polymerase II; regulation of immune system process.